AUGCCCUUUGUUAGCUUCAACAAAUCUGACCGCCUUGGAAUGAUUGCCGACUGGACCGGUGACACUUAUUCCGACAAGCGAAUGCUAAACAAGUACCAAGUUCAGUACGGAUCACACUCGCACUACAACCAGUAUGACGACGACGAGGCAUUUCAACUGGUUGAUCAAAACAGAAAUCAACGCACCGGCAACCAACGCGGUCGCAUCAGGGUGGGCCAGCGAAACAUGCGCAACCGUAACCAGAAAAACAACCCAAACAAUCUGCAAGUACUUCGUGCACGAAAUGCACGCAAUCCUCGUGGCAACAGCCGCUUUGGCCAUCGGGGUGGCGGUAACCGUCGAUACGACCCAAAGAAUCAAGCCAAGAAGCGCGAUGCUUCAGUCAACAUUCGGCCUGAAUGGAAGAUCCUCGAAGAGAUGGACUUUCCGCGCUUGGGCAAGCUUUCGCUGCCCGGCAUUGGCGACGCCAAGGACAUUUACACUUGCGGAUCUUUGGAGUACUACGACAAGAGCUAUGAUCGCGUAAACUGCAAGAAUGAGAAGCGUUUGCAGCGCAUCAAUCGCAUUCACCACAAGGUGACCACCACUGACGAUCCCAUCAUUCGAAAGCUCUCCAAGACUGACGGCACCGUUUACGCCACUGACGCCAUCAUUUCCACGCUAAUGUGCGCCACUCGUUCUGUCGCCUCUUGGGACAUCAUUGUCAACCGCGUCGGCAACAAGCUCUUCUUCGACAAGCGCGACGACUCUGAGUUUGACCUGCUAACCGUCAAUGAAACCGCCGCCGAUCCGCCCUUCAACGAGGAGAGCAACAGCAUCAACAACCCCCGCAGUCUCGCCCUAGAAGCCACCUACAUCAACCACAACUUUUCGCAGCAAGUUCUGAAGAACACCGACAAGAAGGAGGAAAAGUAUUGCUUUGAGAACAAGAACCCAUUUGUCUCUGAGGAGGAUGAGUCUGACGUUGCCUCGGUGGCCUACCGUUACCGCAAGUUUGACCUGGGCGAUGGCGUGGAGCUGGUGGUGCGUUGCGAACACGAUGCCGUUACCGUGGGCACCAACGGCAGUGAGCAGUUUAUGAACAUUAAGGCGCUGAACGAAUGGGACUCGCGGGUGCCCGGCGCCAUUGACUGGCGUCAAAAGUUGGACAUUCAGCGAGGUGCCGUGCUCGCCAACGAGCUGAAGAACAACUCGUGCAAACUGGCCAAAUGGACUGUUCAGGCAUUGCUCGCCGGCUCUGAUCACAUCAAGUUUGGAUACGUGUCUCGCGUUCACUUCCGCGACUCGGCCAAGCACGCCAUUCUGGGCACUCAGCAGUUCAAGCCUCGUGAGUUUGCCGACCAAACCAAUCUCAAUCUGGACAAUGCCUGGGGCGUACUGCGCUGCAUCAUUGACACCUGCAUGAAGCUGGACCAGGGCAAGUAUCUGAUUCUGAAGGACCCGAACAAGCAGACGCUGCUCAUCUACGAUAUUCCCGAUGACACCUUCGAAACUGACAACGAGGAUGACGAUGAUGAGGAGGACAUUGAGGAGGAGGAUGAGGACGAGAAGGAGGAGGAGGUCACUGGAAAAUGA
This is a messenger RNA of Rhagoletis zephyria (snowberry fruit fly), 1575 nucleotides long. NCBI's taxonomy places the organism in Eukaryota, Metazoa, Arthropoda, Insecta, Diptera, Tephritidae. The record is from RefSeq and is a predicted model, not a curated record.